This is a messenger RNA of Phoenix dactylifera (date palm), 511 nucleotides long. RefSeq names its product ribosome biogenesis protein NOP53-like. Gene Ontology annotation, cellular component: nucleolus. NCBI's taxonomy places the organism in Eukaryota, Viridiplantae, Streptophyta, Magnoliopsida, Arecales, Arecaceae. The record is from RefSeq and is a predicted model, not a curated record. Gene Ontology annotation, molecular function: 5S rRNA binding. Gene Ontology annotation, biological process: ribosomal large subunit assembly; rRNA processing.
CACCUAACUCGUUUCUAUGAGCUUGCUUCAGAGCAAUCCCUUUGUGCAACCUGUACCAUCUUCAACAUUGAAAAAGUCAAAAAAGAAAAAGAAAGAAAUUCUGAAAGAAAACACUGAAACACAAAAUGCUUCAAAGGGCGAGGAUUCAGCUACCACAGUCCAUGACAUAUGGAACGAAAAAGGUGAAGUGCGUGCCAAGGCCAAAAAGAAGUCAUCCACCUCUCUUAUUCCGGCGGUUGAAGUGGAGCCACCAGGAUGUUCAUUCAAUCCUCCAUUUGAGGCUCAUCAGGAUUCGUUGGCCCGAGCUGUUGCAGAUGAGAUGCAAAAAGUUUAUAAAAAAGAAUUGGGACCUCAACCAGUGCCACCUACAGUUCCUGGUGAAAUAGUGGCUGAAGUAGAUGUGAGUGUAGAAAUUCCUCUCUCUCUCUCUCUUGCUUUUUUGUAUAAUUUGUAUAGAAUCUUGAAAUUCUAUACAAGCUUCAAACAAUUUACUUAGCCUAGCUACUGGCUU